Messenger RNA from Protomyces lactucae-debilis, 2452 nucleotides. RefSeq lists its product as uncharacterized. Gene Ontology annotation, cellular component: Golgi apparatus. Gene Ontology annotation, biological process: N-glycan processing to lysosome; carbohydrate phosphorylation. The record is from RefSeq and is a predicted model, not a curated record. Gene Ontology annotation, molecular function: UDP-N-acetylglucosamine-lysosomal-enzyme N-acetylglucosaminephosphotransferase activity; calcium ion binding. The coding region runs from base 257 to 2254 and encodes 665 amino acids. The transcript has a single exon. Lineage: Eukaryota; Fungi; Ascomycota; Taphrinomycetes; Taphrinales; Protomycetaceae.
GUAUCAAAACCGAUGGCUUGUACGGCCGUGGACGUCAACACCAAACCAAACGCUCUUGUUGCAGGAAGUCGGGAGGUUCCAGCGUCUACUGAGGUACUACGCAGUUGCCUAACAGCCGAUCCUGCUUGCUGUCAUUGUCUCUUGUAUUGCUUCUGCGAUCCCGUGACGUAAGAGGCCCAGGGGUGUACCGUUACCAGGCAAAGAGGUCGUACGACACCAAAUCGGCGAGGACGCGAGCAACGUCCCAGCAGUAGCCAUGUCGUUCUCGGUCGACCUUGAGAAGGACCUUGCAGGUAUGCGCAGUCGCCGCGGGUCUGUCACAGAUCUACUCAAGUCGCGCCGUCUCAGCCGGAUGACUUUGUUGGUCUUUGCUUUGAUCACCAUGUCGUUCUACAGCUGGCAGACGUAUUUGUACUGCUACUCAGACGUAUUCCUGGAUGAGUAUGAAUCGCUAGAUGGCCAGGGCCUCUACCCCGAUCAGAUGCCGGAUGACUUGCCAGACUGCCUGUCCGUCAAGGACUAUGCUGCUCAGCUACCCGAAGUCGACUGGUUCGAGGUUGCGCAGCUUGGCGCAGACGAACAACUCUUUGACUGGACAGACGACUGGAUCAGCCACGGUAUUCUUCCCGCCGGACUCCAGCUGCCAACACCUCGCUUCGACUUGGUCUACACUUGGGCCAACGGGUCAGCCGCAGACUUUCAAGCUCACAAGGCACCAUAUGAUGAAGUAUACGCGACCCUUCACCAAGACAGAUUACCGGAGUGGCAAUUAGCGCAGGGCUCUCGACACCGAUCAUGGGAUGAGCUACGCUAUUCGAUCCGAUCUGCCGUGCGCUUUGCUCCGACGUGGCUGUCGCGCAUCCUGAUUGUCUCAAAGCGAUUGAGAAGCAUGGAAACAGGCGAAACUUAUGUGCAACAACCAGAAUGGCUGGAUGCUACUGUGAGUGAUGCGGAGGUCCAGGUGGAGGUGGUUGCAGAUGAAGACAUCAUGGAUCACCCGCAAUGCGCGCCGACCUUCAACAGCGUCAGUGUAGAGUCGCAGCUCAGCCAUCUCAACACGACCCCUUUUUUCGUUGCCCUUUCCGAUGACAUGUUCUUUGGCACACCCGUGGCAUCUUCUGAUUUUCAAUCUGACUUGUACGGUAUGACACUCAACAACUACAAUGAUAUCCUACAUUUCGAUCAAGCGUAUGAGCCGGUCCUUGACGAAUCCAUGGGCGGAGAAAUACUGGUUGCACAGUAUACAAGCUACAUGCUCAACCAGCGCUUUGGUCGUCGCAUGCGACCUAUUCAACAGCACCACCAGAAAAUCAUUUCCAGAUCAAUCAUGAAUCAGGCGAUGAGUACAUUUCCGAGAGCAGGGACCUUGACUCCUCUUUCGCGACAACGCUACGACUCACAUCAGCUGUAUGGCUGGUAUAUGCACAAUCAAUUCACCAUUGAGAUGCAUCGCGAAGCAAUGCUAUGGUCGAUUUUGUGGCGAAUGGAUAGAGAUGAAGAUGGCUACUUAAGCAUGGACGAAGCUCAAGCCUUCUUGGCAGAAAUUGAAGCAGGCAAACAGGCGCAGCGACGCAGUCUGAGCUGGGAGACACAAGCUUGGGCCACACAGCACGCCGACGAGAACCUGGAAAAGGCUGGAUUACCAGCGGUCAAGGCACAGGGCUUGUUGUGGUCGUCCAUGGAUGGGCCGUUUCAUCUCCUUACAAUCGAUGCAAGCGUCUGUUCUGCCACCUACACGCACUUGACAUGUCUCGGCUUUGAUGCCGACCGUCUGGCAAGAAUCUCACUGGAACAAGUGAUGAAAAAUCUGAGAAACGUCACUGUGACGUGCGGUGAUUGCUUGAUACGAUAUCUGCUGGACAAUGCAGAGCAUGGCCUCGAUGUGAUUCUCCCGCGCAAGGCAGAGACGGGCACACCCUCCAAAUACAGACAAAUGGCUUUACGUGCCUUAAAGAAGUAUGCGUAUACGACUGCUCGACCGGAUGGCUCGUUCUACAUGGUGCACAAUGCCUUAGAGGCAAAUAAUCUCUACGCCAUUCGUGUUGCUGCAUUCACUUGCAUUAAUGAUGAUUUUCUCUCUGAUGAUGAGCAGGAAAUCCAUGAAGCAUUCAAGGGAUUUGCGGCAUUCUUUCAAGGUCUCUUUCCGACACAGCUCAAGAUUGAGAGGGUAUCGCCGGUCAGUGCAAUCCCGCUAGAAGAAGAAGUUCUUGAGCUCCAAGGGACUGACAUUUCUGCCACUCACACAAGUACUUAAGAGCGCUACGACACAGUACAGACCACGAUAUCAUCACCAAUGACUGCAUCAAAUCUACAUGUAUAGAACAUACCGUAAUGAUCAUGAAGACUGAUUCAACUAAUACCUUUGCUGUUGAAGAAAUUUCAUACGGUCUGGGUUCAUCAUGCCGUCGCCAGCGGGUGGGUCAUUUUGAAAGGGUGGCAUGCCAAACAUACC